AUGGCCCUUGCUGAUCUCCUCCUCCUCCUCCUCCUCCUCCUCCUGCUGGCCCCACAGGCCAUGGCUGCUCCAUGGCGAGUGUGGGGAGCAGGUGAGGCUGGUGGCAAUGGUCGGGAGGCUUCUUGGCAGGAUGUUGGUUUAGAGCCCUUGGAGACCUUGGAGCAGCCUGGAGAUCCUCUCCAGGUCAACAGCUUCCUAGCUCCUUAUGCUGAUCUUGUCCCCAAGCCUGAAAACAAUCCCACAGGUCCUCCAAGAGCAAAGCUCCAAGAUGAAGGCAGAAUAACGACCUCAGAGCCCUCUGAAGUUCUAAGGCAAAUAGUGGAGGAACUGAGGAGAGGACACGGGAUGGACCAAGAGGCUGUGCAGAGUGAGGCAGCUCCGGGAGGACUCAGCAUCUCAGGGCCUGUCUCUGCCCCAGACACGGCGGCGAUGCAGGACACCGACAUGCCCGCGCUGUCACAGCCUAGAGGGGAUCAGCAUGGCCACGUGUAUGCCUUCUAUCGAAUAGACUCAGGCACUGACAAGGAGAGAUCCUCAAGCGCUUCCAACCCCCAGGCAAGUUUCAUCUGUCCACAAGAUGUGAGAAGGAGCUGCAUGAUCGGCACAGCAGCCACUGUGAUUUCCGUGCCUCUUGCACUUGUGCUUUGUUACUGCAUCUACCGGCGACGGAAGUCAUAA
Messenger RNA from Strigops habroptila (Kakapo), 678 nucleotides. RefSeq lists its product as uncharacterized. The transcript has 7 exons. Lineage: Eukaryota; Metazoa; Chordata; Aves; Psittaciformes; Psittacidae. The record is from RefSeq and is a predicted model, not a curated record. The coding region runs from base 1 to 678 and encodes 225 amino acids.